Molecule: messenger RNA, 5825 nt
Organism: Micropterus salmoides (largemouth bass)
Lineage: Eukaryota; Metazoa; Chordata; Actinopteri; Centrarchiformes; Centrarchidae
Product: potassium-transporting ATPase alpha chain 1
Exons: 24
Coding region: 2448-5513 (1021 amino acids)
Biological process (GO): intracellular potassium ion homeostasis; sodium ion export across plasma membrane; proton transmembrane transport
Cellular component (GO): membrane
Molecular function (GO): ATP binding; ATP hydrolysis activity; P-type sodium:potassium-exchanging transporter activity
Source: RefSeq, a predicted model, not a curated record
AUCUUGGUCCCUCUAUCCAUGCUUGUCUCUCACUCUUUUGUUGCCUCAUCAUCUCUUCUACUCUCUCUCUCUCCUCACCUGUCCCCCCAUUAAUGUGUAAUUAAAGCUGAUAAAAUUGGGCUGAUAACAUAACUUUGAUUACAGAGCCAGUGUCACUCUACAGUAUACUUUACAGCAAAGUACAAUAUUGACUCACUUAAACACAACUUAUCUUACAUGGAUCUUAUUUACCCAGCAUGCAACAUGUUCUGGGCAGGAACAGUUAAGGGACAGGGUGACCUUAGCUAUGGUUUUACUUACUUCUUUUUAAAUACAGGAUAAUAAAUAAUAAUAAAAUUAUUAUGGGAUUCAAGUAAUGCUUUUUAAAAUUGAAGUUUGUUACCAUGUAGUGGAGUGAUUUACCUUAGUUAUAGUAAGAAGGCUGUAUGUGUUUUGGGUAGGAUUGUUCUUAUAGGCAAUAUUACUAAUUAAUUAUAUUUUAUAAUACAUUCACUAUCUGCAAGUGUAUCUACAACAGUGCACCUUUUUUAACCUCUACAAGUGUAAUGGUCAUGAGAGGUUGUUAAUAUGUAGAGGGCAUGGUAAAGAGAGCUUCUGACGCAUGUCUGAUAUAAUGACCCUCAACAGCCUAGCACAGGUUACUGCUGGCCUUGAAUGCCACUGACUGUGUUCUUGAUAUUCUUCAUCAACCACUUAGGUCUUAUUUUUAAUAAAUGUUUGUACAUAAAAAGUAAAUAAAUAAAUACUGUGUCUCAGUUUCAGUAUUGUUAACUGAUCAGAGGAAUGUUGACGGUGCUGGGACAUUUUGUUUGAGUGUGACUAAGGCGGCCUAGUAAGUUAAAAUAUAAUAGACUGUCGUACUGUUUUGCAACUUUUGAAGUUUCUUUCCUUUCUUUCUUCACUGCCUUCCUGUCAUCCUACUCUACUACCUUUUUUGCAGAAGGCUGUGUUUUUAUUACUCUAACAAUGGUUCUCAGUGAAGUGCUACAGCCCUAAAAUGUACAGGCGUUAAUUGCAUCAACCUUGCAAAUUAGUACAUAAUUUAGAACCACAGCUCAUACAGUAAACCCUGCACAAGUUUAUUACUCAACCUGUACAGCACAUCAAAUUUAAAAAUGUAUGUGCUAUAACCACACAUAAUAAAACAUAGCGUUAUGGGACUUGGUUCAAGUUUUGUAGGAGGGUGCUUUUUAUGUGCUAGUAAAAAAAUCAUCUCUCUAGAAUAGUAGUAGUAGUAACAGAUGAGAUUUUUUGUGAGUUAGGAUGGUGGAAAACACCUGCUAGGCAUCACACUCAGACUAAAUGACAAAUGAGGUGCACACACCUGCAGAGAGGAGUGUAUUAAUCACAUGUGGUGGUAGUGUGGGGUAGAAGCUGUAGACAGAUGAGGAGAUGGGUGAAGACAGAAGGAAAGUGUGGUCAUAGCCAGUCACUGUACCACUUAGCCUGAAGGAGAAGGAGGAGGAGGAAAACCAACUUCAGAGGACAUGCUGACACCAUUAACUUGCCUCUGUGGCUGAUGCUAUCUGGUAUAGCCCUGCUGAUUAGCCGGUAUUGGCAUCAGGUGUGACUGCUAAUUAACUCCAGCUGCAGGCAAUUUUCUCCUUAAUUGUCUUCUUCCAUUGUAUUUGGCUUUGUGGUUCUGUAGGACAUCCCUGGCGGCGCAGCUGUCAGGCUGUAGAUUGUGCAUGCAGGAGUUUGAGUUCUUCUGUCUCCUUGUGGCCCUACGAUGGAUUGGCGACCUGUCCAGGGUGUACCCCGCCUUUUGCCCGAUGUCAGCUGGGAUUGGCUUCAGCCCCCAGCGAUCCUGUAUGAAGGAUAAGCAGUUGACGAUGGAUGGAUGUCUUCUUGUGAUUCUCAGUUCAUGCUUACUACAUCAAGGCAAUAAAUUCCUUUCAGACCUCCAGAAUGGCUUGGUGGCCAAUAGGAGGCUGUAGUUGUGUAGUGCUGCAUUUGGUGUAAUCUGAUGCAGUGCAAUGGCAGGAAUGACUUUGAUGUUAACCUUCACUGUUCCUCUGCUCUUUACUCCAGUCACUUUAUCAGGAUAAAGAACGUGCUGAGGGCAGAUAAGAGAUACCAGAGAAACACUGUGUGUGUGUGUGUGUGUGUGUGUGUGUGUGUGUGUGUGUGUGAGACCUGGCUAGGGGUGACAUUGUUACUACCAUUUUACGCAGGAAGUCGUAUUAAAGUGCAUGUGUGUUCAAAGGUGUUUAUGCGCAUGUGUAUCUUAAUAGGGGAGUUGUUGUGUAUAAAAGGCUUUUCCAAAAAAAUCUCUCCUGUUUCUGACCAUUGUGUUUGUGUGUGCGUGUAUGUGUGAGAGAGGGAGAAACAGGGUGUGUGUUGGGACUGGACCCUAACUUAAAGCCAAGAUUUCGGGGGCGAAGAAGGAUCGAGUGGUCUGGACCUCCAUUGAUUUAGGAGAGCAGUCCCCUAUCACACCUGCAACCAUGAGUAAACCGGACACAUACGACAUGUUUGAGAUGGAUGGAGAGAUGGACAAGAAGAAGAAGAAGAAGAUGAAGAAGAAGGAGAAACUGGAGGGCAUGAAGAAAGAAAUGGAUAUAGACGACCACGAGAUUACAAUUGAAGAACUAGAAAUGAGGUACAACACUAGUGUUACCAAGGGUUUGACCACUGCCUAUGCUAAUCAGAUCUUGGAGAGAGACGGUCCCAAUGAACUGAAGCCUCCUAAAGGAACUCCAGAGUAUGUGAAGUUUGCCAGGCAGCUGGCUGGAGGGCUGCAGUGUCUGAUGUGGGUUGCAGCCUGCAUCUGCUUCAUCGCCUUUGGAAUUGAACUUGCGAGGGGGAACCUCACCAGCUUUGACAAUCUGUACUUGGCUAUCACCCUAAUUGCUGUUGUCGUGGUUACUGGCUGCUUUGGCUACUACCAAGAAUUCAAGAGUACCAACAUCAUUGCGAGCUUCAAGAAUUUAGUGCCACAGCAAGCCGUUGUGAUACGUGAUGGCCAGAAAAACCAGAUCAACGCCAACCAAUUGGUGGUGGGGGAUUUGGUGGAGAUCAAAGGAGGAGACCGAGUCCCUGCUGACAUUCGUAUCAUCAGUCAGAGCUGCAAGGUGGACAACUCAUCGUUGACAGGAGAGUCUGAACCCCAAACCAGGAGUCCAGAAUGCACUCAUGAGAAUCCACUGGAGACCAGAAACAUUGCUUUCUUCUCUACAACCUGUCUGGAAGGUGUUGCUACUGGUGUGAUCAUUAACACGGGUGAUCGUACCAUCAUCGGUCGGAUUGCCACCUUGGCAAGUGGCGUUGGCAAUGAGAAGACACCCAUUGCCAUAGAAAUUGAGCAUUUUGUUGACAUCAUUGCUGGUCUUGCAAUCUUUUUCGGCUUUACCUUCUUUGUGGUUGCCAUGUUCAUCGGAUAUGCCUUCCUGGAAGCUAUGAUAUUCUUCAUGGCUAUCGUGGUGGCUUAUGUGCCAGAGGGGCUGCUUGCUACAGUUACUGUAUGUCUGUCUCUGACUGCUAAACGACUUGCCAGGAAGAACUGUGUUGUGAAGAACCUGGAGGCUGUGGAGACAUUGGGGUCCACUUCAGUGAUCUGUUCUGAUAAGACUGGUACCCUGACCCAGAACAGGAUGACUGUGGCUCACCUUUGGUUCGACAACCAGAUCCACGCUGCAGAUACCACUGAAGAUCAAUCAGGCCACAGUUUUGACCAGUCAUCAGAAACAUGGCGUUCACUAGCGAGAGUGGCUUCCCUGUGUAACAGAGCUACAUUCAAACCUGAUCAGGAAGGUGUACCUAUUCCUAAGAGGAUCGUGGUGGGAGAUGCGUCAGAGACGGCUCUGCUAAAGUUCACAGAGCUCACUGUAGGGAACAUCAUGGACUACCGUAAUCGCUUCAAGAAAGUGGUGGAAGUGCCCUUCAACUCUACCAACAAGUUCCAGCUAUCUAUCCAUGAACUGGAGGAUCCUCUGGACCUACGCUACCUGUUGGUGAUGAAGGGAGCGCCGGAACGCAUCUUAGAGCGCUGCUCCACCAUUUUGAUAAAAGGCCAGGAGUUGCCUCUGGAUGAGCAGUGGAGCGAGGCCUUUCAGACAGCCUAUAUGGACCUGGGAGGACUGGGAGAGAGAGUAUUGGGUUUCUGCCAUCUCUAUCUGAAUGAGAAAGAGUUUCCUCGUGGCUUUCGAUUUGACAGUGAAGAUAUGAACUUCCCUACGUCAGGACUGUGCUUUGCCGGUCUCAUCUCAAUGAUUGACCCCCCAAGAGCCACUGUACCUGAUGCAGUGAUGAAAUGUCGUACUGCUGGUAUCAGGGUUGUCAUGGUGACUGGGGACCAUCCAAUUACAGCAAGGGCAAUAGCAGCUAAUGUUGGUAUCAUCUCAGAAGGCAGUGAAACAGUGGAAGAUAUUGCCCAGAGGAAGCGCAUACCUGUCGAACAAGUGAACAAAAGGGACGCCCGUGCUUGCGUGAUCAGCGGAGGUCAGCUGAAAGACAUGAGCAGCGACGAGUUAGAUGACGCGCUACGGAACCAUCCUGAGAUGGUGUUUGCAAGAACAUCCCCUCAGCAGAAAUUGAUCAUUGUGGAGAGUUGUCAACGUCUGGGCUCUAUCGUUGCUGUGACAGGUGAUGGUGUGAACGACUCUCCGGCUCUUAAGAAGGCUGAUAUCGGUGUCGCUAUGGGGAUUGCCGGGUCAGAUGCUGCCAAGAACGCUGCAGACAUGAUCCUGUUGGACGACAACUUUGCUUCUAUUGUCACUGGAGUGGAGCAGGGUCGUCUUAUCUUUGACAACCUGAAGAAGUCUAUUGCCUACACACUAACCAAGAACAUUCCUGAGCUGACUCCAUAUCUGAUCUACAUCACUGUCAGCGUGCCUCUUCCUCUGGGCUGCAUCACUAUUCUCUUCAUCGAACUGGCCACUGACAUUUUCCCCUCCGUCUCUCUAGCUUACGAGAAAGCAGAGAGUGACAUCAUGCAUCUGAAGCCCAGGAACCCUCGUCGUCAUCGUCUGGUAAACGAAGCCCUGGCUGUAUACUCGUACUUCCAGAUAGGAGCCAUCCAGUCUUUUGCAGGAUUUACAGAUUAUUUCACAGCCAUGGCCCAGGAGGGCUGGUUUCCCCUCCUGUGUGUCGGCCUGCGUUCUCAGUGGGAGGAUGUUCAUCUUCAAGAUUUACAGGACAGCUAUGGACAAGAAUGGACCUUCAGUCAGAGGUUGUACCAGGAGUAUACGUGCUACACUGUAUUUUUUGUCAGUAUAGAGAUCUGUCAGAUCUCAGAUGUGCUGAUCAGGAAAACUCGACGUCUCUCUGUGUUCCAGCAAGGCUUCUUCAGGAACCGUGUACUGGUUACUGCCAUAGUCUUCCAGCUGUGCCUGGGUAAUCUGCUUUGUUACUGCCCUGGAAUGCCCAAUAUCUUCAAUUUUAUGCCAAUCAGAGUCCAGUGGUGGUUUGUUCCUGUUCCAUAUGGUAUUUUAAUCUUUGUCUAUGACGAGAUCAGGAAGUUAGGAGUCAGACGGUAUCCAGGAAGUUGGUGGGAUCAGGAAUUAUACUACUAAGACCAGAGAAGCUCUUUCAUUCAUCCAUCUGUCCAUAUGCAUGAAAGCACCACUCAAACAGAAUGCGGCAAACCCAGAGGACCUUACCCAAUUCACCCUACAUCUAUAUUACUUUGAGCUCUAUGUAUUUAUAGCUUUCAAUUUUAACAUUAUAUUAAUAAAGAGUCUGCCUAAAUCAUUUAACAAAGGAAAUAGGUACUAAUCACUAAAAGUCAUAAAUUAAUAAUUCACAAAGAUUUGUUGUUUCAACUGUGACUGAGUUGUAUUUGUACUAAUAAAGAAUUUUUCAGACUGAUGACCUAAAAUCAAUAA